AAACUCAACAAAACAAACUGUUAAAAGUUUCUUUAUGAAAUAUAAAAAUUUUAAAAAUAUACUCAUGAUGUAGGGUAUUAUAUGGUCGGCCAAGCCCGACUAUACUUUCCUACUUGUUUUAGAUGUUAAAAUCAUUAGCAAAAGUGCAUAAUACCCACUUUAGUGAUGUAGGGUAUAAAAAGAAUGUAUAGUCAUACAUAGCCGACAACUUGUUUUCCAAAAAGGGGUUAUUUUUAUCAGUUGUUUCUUGUUUCUACCAUUUUUCAAGGGCUUCUUCCUUGGGUCAUAUGUGUCAAAUUUCAUCAAACUAUCUUGAAAAUUUACGACCUGUAGUGUGUGCAUUCAGAGACAGACAGACAUACAGACAGACAUAGAAAUUGAUUCUGUGCGGAUUUGCUAUACUCUUAAGUGGUGUUGGACCAUUAUUUUUGGAUAUACUAUAGUAGUGUAGGGUAUAAUUAUAACUCUCAAACAAUAAACUAAAAAUAAAACUUUAUGUAAAAAUUUCACAACUUUUUAAAUCGUCUCCAUCCUUAAUAAUUUUGACCUUUUUUUUUAAAUGUACCUUUAGUAGGAUCCCUGUGAUUUCGAAGAGGUCUACUCAGUGUUCCUUUUCAAUCACCUAAAUGUAUAUUGUAUUAAUUAAAAUAAAUACAAAAAAUAUACAAUAUUGUCACAACAAUAAGCUAUUUUAAUUAUUGCACAUUUGAUGCUAUAAAACACCUGCUUAUAUUAAAAAUAUUUUUAUUUAUUAAAAUAAAGUAAAACCAUUUAAUUCGUAUUACACUUCAAUAAGAAAAAAAACUCGAAACAAAAUGAAUAUAUAUUUGCAUUUAAUAUUCAUAUUUUAUUUAUUACUAAAUUCCAUAAUUACAAUACAGACACAGGCUGCUCAAUGUCCUGCUAAUGAAUUAUACUAUACUGAUCCCUCACCUAUGUGUGAUGUUAAUUGUCAGAAUUUACAACGUCGUUGUCCUAUAACAUCAAUACGUCCAGUGGCUGGUUGUUAUUGUCGACCAAAUUAUGCUCGUAAUUUACAACAAAGAUGUAUACCGCGUCAGCUGUGUGGUGGAGUUUUAAAAAAGUUAUUAUUUUAAAUUUAUGAAGUGUUUAAUUUAAAAUUUGUUUGGGUUUCUUUAUUGUUUUUUUUAUUUUUUAGUUAAAAAAUUGUGAUAGUAAUGAAAUACCGAUUUCGCCUAAUUUGACUAAUUGUGAAAAGAUAUGUCCGAUUGUAUCUGUUGUUUUACGUACGUCCGUUUGUUAUCACAUCAUGGAAAGGCGUUGCAUAUGUGCUGCACAAUAUUGUCGCAAUCAACGUGCUCAAUGUGUUCGAAAUUUUAAAAUAAAUUUUUUAAAUAUAUAUAAUUUUUAAUGAAAAACUAAAUUUUUGUUGCAGAUAUCUCUAUUGGAAAAGUUAAAUAUUUGAAAUGUUUAGAAUUGAAAGAAUCAAAUUUUUCUGACAAGUUUUUCUACUUCCUAAAAAAUAUAAAUACAAUGUAUAUUAUGUUUAAAUGGAAGAUACGUUUAAAGUUAUUUUUAUUUAAAUUUCCGUUAAUUAUUUCGUUUUAGAUUGUGGCCCUAAUGAAUCACGCAUUAUUUUAUUGUCUGGUUGUGAAAAGAUUUGUCGUACUUCUCCGACUGGUUUGCGGGUGUCAAUUUGUUAUCGAAUUCACGAAAGACGUUGCGUUUGUUCUAUAGACUUCUGCCGCAAUCGACGUAAUCAAUGUGUAAAAAAUAUUUAAAAAAAUUUUAUAUUAAAAAUAAAAAUUUACAUGUUUUAUUUUAAAUAUUA
Lucilia cuprina (Australian sheep blowfly) is the source of this 1792-nucleotide messenger RNA. Its product is annotated as allergen Api m 6.03 / Api m 6.04-like. Lineage: Eukaryota; Metazoa; Arthropoda; Insecta; Diptera; Calliphoridae. The transcript is spliced from 2 exons. The coding region runs from base 816 to 1097 and encodes 93 amino acids. The record is from RefSeq and is a predicted model, not a curated record.